CAUUUCCCUUUAGAGUAUUUCGUUAUCCACCGCCAUGGCACCAAAUAGGGAAAAGAACAUAGUUAGUCCACACUCUCAGAGCAACGGUACUAUCAGCAAGUCACGGCUUUCAAUGGAAAGUCUCCAAAGAACAAUAUCUGAUAUAUCGUUUGAACUAAGCAAAGAAGCCGUUGAUGCAAUCCUUCCGCCCAUAUCCGAAGUUGAGGAUGCCAAUUGCGAGUGCUGUGGCAUGUCUGAGGAGUGCACUCCAGAGUACAUUAGUCAAGUUCGAGACAAGUUCUCGGGGAAAUUGGUUUGCGGUCUGUGUGCGGCAGCUAUCAAUGAAGAGGUGGAGAAGAAUGGGGGCAAAAGAGAAGAAGCCCUAAAUGAGCAUAUGAGUGCUUGUGUGAGGUUCAACAGACUUGGUCGGACUCAUCCUUUAUUGUACCAAGCUGAGGCAAUGAGAGAAAUCCUGAAGAAGAGUUCAAGAAUCAGGGCUAAGUCGAUGAGUCCCAGGGACAAGAGUGGUCCAAAGAAGGGUGGUAUCUCAAGGAGCUCCAGUUGUAUGGCGGAUAUCGCCAAGGAGAAUAGUGACCAGACAAUGUAUCUCAGAUUUUUGUUUAUUCUUUUGCUUUUUAAACUUGAAAUUAAGCCUAUUAAAUCUAGAGCUACGAUUUUCUUGUGUCUAUGUUGUGCUAAGUUAUUAGUUGUCCCUAUCUGCUUUUAUCGGUUGCCCAUGAACAAGAAGUUGGACCUACGUGGCCCAAAAGAAGGAUCAAAUAAACAAUCUUUUAUGUAUCUUCCUAUGUCGUGGGCUUGUAAAAAUGGGCUAGCUCAAGGCGUGUCUACUUACAGUAAUAAAGACAAGAAUUUUGUUGGGAUGAAGGAUACUCCUGGAGCGAACACAUAUAAGUAUGGAAUAAAUGGAACUAGUUGGGAUAUGCACAAAUCUCUUGCACCAUAA
Durio zibethinus is the source of this 943-nucleotide messenger RNA. Lineage: Eukaryota; Viridiplantae; Streptophyta; Magnoliopsida; Malvales; Malvaceae. The record is from RefSeq and is a predicted model, not a curated record.